Megalops cyprinoides (Indo-Pacific tarpon) is the source of this 3217-nucleotide messenger RNA. Its product is annotated as toll-like receptor 8. Gene Ontology annotation, biological process: canonical NF-kappaB signal transduction; positive regulation of interleukin-6 production; toll-like receptor signaling pathway. The record is from RefSeq and is a predicted model, not a curated record. Gene Ontology annotation, molecular function: protein binding; pattern recognition receptor activity. Gene Ontology annotation, cellular component: plasma membrane. Lineage: Eukaryota; Metazoa; Chordata; Actinopteri; Elopiformes; Megalopidae. The coding region runs from base 122 to 3214 and encodes 1030 amino acids. The transcript has 2 exons.
UACAACUUCCUCUUUUUCAGUAAUACGCUAUGAGAACCACAGACAGCAUUUUCAGAAAGUUUCUAUUUCAUUCUCUUAGAUGUGCUUGCUGGACAGGGUCUCCAGGGACUGACUAAAGAAAAUGUAUAAAAUGGUACUCAUGCGCUGCUGGACUAAUGUGCACAUCCUUCUACUGUGCUCUCUGCUCAGGCAUGCUGCAUGCAGAUGGGUCUCCCGGACACUACCAUGUGACGUCACUGUGGACAAUGACACCAAUGCCAUUGUGUUCAAUUGUGAGCGCCGUGGACUGAAAGAGGUGCCUGCCGGAAUCACGGGGAACGCCACUGUGCUUACACUCUCAGAAAACAAAAUUAAAAACAUUUCUGUCAACGCUUUCCAUAGUCUGUGGAACCUGACAGACCUAGACCUCAACUGGGCCAACAAAAACCAUGAGGUGCAAAUCUCCAGAGGGACCUUCUACAAUCUGACAAACCUUAAGGAAUUGAAGCUGUGUGGUAAUGCUCUUCUGGAGGUUCCGGAAAAACUCCCAAGUGGACUGAAAAUACUAAUGCUGGAAAACAACAAAAUUACAUCCCUCAGCCCAAAAAGCUUCUCUGAGGUGCGAAACAUCACUGAACUCUACCUGUCCAACAACUGCUAUUACCAGAACCCUUGCAAUAAAUUCUUUGAUGCUGGAAAUAGGAGCUUCUCACACUUGACUCAUUUGCGCAUUUUGACAUUGUCCUACAAUAACUUAACUCAUGUUCCAAAAGGACUCCCACAGUCUUUGGAAACACUGGAGUUAGGCUCCAACAAAAUACAGCAGUUCAGGGAGGAGGAUUUCAGAGAGCUGACCAACCUGAAAGUUCUCAAGCUGCAGGGAAACUGUCCCCGAUGCCACAAUGCUCCAUACCCGUGCAUCCCCUGCCCAAAUGUAUCCCUUCAGAUACACCCUCUGGCCUUCUGCAGUCUCACCAAUUUAGAGAUGCUGCACCUUGCAGGGAAUAGCCUCAACACCAUAAAGAGCUCUUGGUUUGAAACUCUGUCAAAUCUAAAAGUCCUUUUCUUGUCUUAUAACUUUUUAGUCAGUGCUAUUGCUGAGGGCAGCUUUUUGAGGUAUUUACCAAAUCUGCAGAAAAUUGACUUGUCCUUUAACUACGAAUUGAAGUCCUACCCUCUGACACUUAACCUGUCCACACACUUUUCAAAACUUAAGUCCCUUGAGACAUUGCAUAUAGAGGGUUACGUUUUUAGACAAAUUUGCAGCAAUACUUUAAUGCCUCUCUCAGGUCUGAAAAAUCUCUCUGUGUUGAACCUGGGGACAAAUUUCAUUGUAAGUGCAGAUCACUCAGAGUUUGCAAAGUUUUCCAAUGUGAAACUCAUAUAUCUGUCAGAAAACAGGCUUUAUCCCAAGUCCGUAAAUGCAUAUGGUAUCACAGGAAACCAAUUUCUCAAUAAUAUUUCCUACACAUCCCCUCUGACAGGAUAUGACUUAAAUAAGAAAGACAUUUUGUAUGAAAUGACACAUGUUCUUGUGCAGCACGAGUGCUUUAUCACCGGUCGAGUUCUGGAUCUCAGUUCUAAUAACCUCUUCUUCAUUUCCCCAGAGCAAUUUGAGGGCUUUGGGAAUAUCUCCUGUCUGAACCUUUCCAAAAAUGGCUUUGCAGCCGCUUUGAAUGGAACUGAAUUUGCUUCAUUGCCAGACUUGAAGUACUUAGACCUGUCCUAUAACAAGAUAGACUUAGCCUAUGAUAACGCCUUCAAAGAAUUACAAAGACUGGAAGUAUUGGACCUAAGCUACAACCCCCAUUAUUUCAGAGUGGCUGGAGUGACGCACAAUUUAAAUUUUUUGAAAAACCUCCCUGCUUUAAAAGUGCUGAACCUGAGCUGCAACGAGAUUUUCACUUUAACCAGUAAGGAGAUGAACAGCAGCUCCCUCAGAGAGCUGCAGUUCCAAUACAACCAGCUGGGCAGGCUAUGGAAGGAGAGGGACAGCUCCUACAACGAGCUUUUCAAGAACCUGGUGAAUUUGAUAUACCUAGAUAUUUCUCACAACAACAUCGGAAAGAUCCCAUGUAAAGUCUACGACAAUUUACCGCAGAACAUACGUAAGCUACGUUUGAGCCACAAUUCAAUAACGAGUUUUCAGUGGGAGAAGCUUAAAAGGUUCCAGGACCUUCAGGUUUUGGAUCUAAGACACAAUUUCAUAUCAGUGUUGUCUGUAAACCUGUCAGACUUCACCAAAACGCUGGAGUGGCUCGAUCUCAGUCACAACCGAAUCACACAGCUGUGCAAAGGAUUUCUCCGGGGAACUGAGAGCCUGCAGGUUCUCGAUCUAAGUCACAACAAGCUGAACCUAAUCAACCAGUCCACAUUUGAGUCUGGGAGAGAAAAUUCUCUCCAGAUGCUGUCCCUGGAGGGGAACCCAUUCCACUGUACAUGUGACAUAUUAGAGUUCAUCCUGUGGAUCAACCACAAUGAUGUGAGGAUCCCUCAGCUGGCCACAGGAGUAACAUGUGACAUUCCCACUGAGAGGAAAGGCAAAGGGGUGAUACUCUUUGACAUUGGAGAAUGUAUAAAUGAUAAUGUGGCAUUCCUUGUCUACUUCUUGUCCAUGCUUUCUAUCAUUUGCACCAUGGCCACAGCCAUCACAAUGCACCUAUUCUACUGGGACGCCUCCUACAUUAUGCACUACUGGUGGGCCAGGAUGAAGGGGUAUCAUUAUCUGAACUCUGCAGACAGCAUCUACGAUGCGUUUAUUACAUAUGACACCAAAGACCCACUGGUGUCGGACUGGGUUCUGAACCAUCUGCGUGUGGAGCUGGAGGAAGGUGGGGACAAGCUGUCGCCCAUCUGUCUGGAGGAGCGUGACUGGGCGCCGGGGAUUCCCAUGAUUGACAACCUCUCACAGAGCAUCAGGCAGAGCCGCAAGACCGUCUUUGUGCUGACUGAGAGGUAUGUCCAGAGCGGGACCUUCAAGAUGGCUGUGUACCUGGCUCACCAGCGGCUGCUGGAUGACAAUGCUGACGUGAUCGUGCUGCUGCUGCUGGAGCCUGUGCUGCGCCACUCCCACUUCCUGCGUCUGCGCAGGUGGAUGUGCGGGCGCAGCAUCCUAGAGUGGCCCAAGAACCCCUCUGCCGAGCAGUGGUUCUGGCAGUGCCUGCGGAAUGCCAUCAGGGUGGACAACCAGACCAUGUACAGCAAACUCUACUCCAGAUACUUCACCGCAAAGUGAAAG